AUGGAGUGUCCGCACCUCAGCUCCAGCGUCUGCAUCGCUCCGGACUCAGCCAAGUUCCCCAACGGCUCCCCGUCGUCUUGGUGCUGCAGCGUGUGCCGAUCCAACAAAAGCCCCUGGGUCUGUUUGACUUGUUCAAGUGUCCACUGUGGAAGGUAUGUGAAUGGCCAUGCAAAGAAGCAUUAUGAAGAUGCACAAGUACCCUUAACCAACCAUAAGAAAUCAGAAAAACAAGAUAAAGCUCAGCACACAGUGUGUAUGGAUUGUAGUAGCUACAGUACAUACUGUUAUCGCUGUGAUGAUUUUGUGGUUAAUGACACCAAGCUGGGACUGGUACAGAAAGUCAGAGAACACUUGCAGAACUUGGAAAACUCAGCUUUCGCAGCUGACAGGCAUAGGAAAAGAAAACUUUUGGAAAACUCAUCACUAAACACCAAGUUACUAAAAGUAAAUGGAAGCACCACUGCUAUUUGUGCCACUGGCCUUCGGAAUUUGGGAAACACGUGUUUUAUGAAUGCCAUCCUUCAGUCACUCAGUAACAUUGAACAGUUUUGCUGUUAUUUCAAAGAACUGCCUGCUGUGGAGUUAAGGAAUGGGAAGACGGCAGGAAGGCGAACAUACCACACCAGGAGCCAAGGGGAUAACAACGUGUCUUUGGUGGAAGAGUUUAGAAAGACACUAUGUGCUUUAUGGCAAGGUAGCCAAACUGCAUUUAGCCCAGAGUCCUUAUUUUAUGUUGUUUGGAAGAUUAUGCCAAAUUUUAGGGGCUACCAGCAGCAGGAUGCCCAUGAAUUCAUGCGCUACCUUUUGGACCACCUGCACUUGGAACUCCAGGGCGGUUUCAAUGGUGUAUCCUGCUCACCAAUUCUGCAGGAGAAUUCUACCCUGUCUGCAAGUAACAAAUGUUGCAUAAAUGGAGCAUCUACAGUUGUCACGGCUAUAUUUGGAGGCAUUCUCCAAAAUGAGGUUAACUGCCUUAUAUGUGGGACAGAAUCUAGAAAGUUUGAUCCAUUCCUAGACCUUUCAUUAGAUAUUCCAAGUCAAUUCAGAAAUAAGCGCUCUAAGAAUCAAGAAAAUGGACCAGUUUGUUCAUUACGAGAUUGUCUUCGCAGUUUUACCGACCUGGAAGAGCUUGAUGAGACAGAGUUAUAUAUGUGCCACAAAUGCAAAAAGAAACAAAAGUCCACUAAAAAGUUCUGGAUUCAAAAACUACCCAAGGUGCUAUGCUUACAUUUGAAAAGAUUUCAUUGGACAGCAUAUUUAAGAAACAAGGUUGACACAUAUGUAGAGUUUCCACUGAGAGGACUAGACAUGAAAUGCUACUUACUAGAGCCUGAGAACAGUGGCCCUGAGAGCUGCCUGUACGACCUCGCCGCGGUGGUGGUGCACCAUGGGUCCGGGGUGGGCUCCGGACAUUACACGGCGUAUGCGGCUCACGGAGGCCGCUGGUUCCACUUCAACGACAGCACGGUGACGCUGGCGGAGGAAGACGCCGUGGCGAAGGCCAAGGCCUACAUCCUCUUCUACGUGGAGCGCCGGGCCAGAGCCGCCGCGGAUAAGCUUUAA
Molecule: messenger RNA, 1563 nt
Organism: Pipistrellus nathusii (Nathusius's pipistrelle)
Lineage: Eukaryota; Metazoa; Chordata; Mammalia; Chiroptera; Vespertilionidae
Source: the annotation of a GenBank genome assembly